AAACUUCCUUUACGAUCUAAUCAUUUUUUUUUAAAUAUCAUGUCAUUUAUAUUUCUUUAUUUCUUACCGGUGAGUGUCAAUAUCUGAUAAAAUAUAAACAGAAGCUUGAAUUAGGUAUUCAGAAAAACUUUCAUAGCCGAAACCAGUCGUUUGCAUCUUAGGUUUAUCCCAAAACAAUUUAUCUAGCAUUCGCUACUCUUAAGCCGAACCAGUAUUCUAAGAGAAUUCUUCAUUUAACGCAGUUUAUUCUAUGUAGGGAAAAAGUGGGCCGGACAAGCGCUCCGAAGACUCGAGAAAUCAGCUCGAGGGUUUACGAUCCGGGCUGGGGUAAGGCUGAUGCGCGGUGGAAGGCCGGAUUCAAUGAACGGUGAAAUCGCUCGGGGUUUUUCUACAGAGGGUUUGUUCGUAUUCUUUCAGAAUGUGGAAGUGAUUCCAAAGUGAAAGAAGUGAGAGAAAAAAAAGUUCCAUUGAAUUGCAGUGAUCAUAAAAAUAUUUGGUGCGUGUAUUUACCUAUAUAAUGGAUUACCUCCACAUGCUGAAUCAGACUGCCACAGCGGAGACAGGGAUGUAGGAAGACUAGGACACCCCCACCUCCGGCAACCUUCUAUCCCUACACCAAGAAAUGUAACACUCAGUUGCAACAUGGAAAAGGAAAACUUACAAUUUUCAUGACAUUUUUGGAUUAUAUCAUAACUUAGUGCUUGAAGCAUGCGACCUGUCAGAAACACAGCCAUUUCUUUGCUCUUGGUGGUUGUCCUGUUUUGCUAUAGGAUAGCAGCGGUCCGCUGGCUAUCCCUGUACCAGAGCAAGCAGAAGGCCUGGACGGACGAUAAGAAUUGUUCCAAAUCUCUAGGAAUGGUUGGAAAGCAGAGCAAACAGUGUAAACAAAAUCUAGACCUUAUGGGGACAGUGUCACAUGCGGCAUAUGUAGCCAUGGAUACAUGUCAAGGACAAUUUGCAGACAGAAGAUGGAACUGUUCGUCCAUUCGAAGGACGCCAAAGCUAUCACGUGAUCUUACAAGAGGUACUCGAGAGCAAGCGUAUGUGUAUGCGAUCUCAUCAGCCUCUCUCGUGCAUUCCAUCGCACGUGCGUGUAGCGUAGGAGUGACAACAAAAUGCAGCUGUGGAGCUCUCCCCAAUCAUCCACCCCACGAGGACUUCAAGUGGGGAGGAUGCGGGGACGAUUUAAAAUACGGACUGUACUUUAGUGAACAAUUCACUGAUGCGGAAUUAAUGAAAAAAGGAAAAAUAAGGAAAUCAAAAAAGUCUCAGAUGAAUAGUCAUAAUAAUGCUGUUGGUCGCUUGAUGGUUGCUAAGAGCAUGACAACAGCUUGUAAGUGUCACGGUGUGUCGGGAUCGUGCUCCGUCAAAACUUGUUGGAGGUCACUUCCGGACUUUUCUGUGAUUGGGACAACCUUAAAAAAUUUAUACGCCAAUGCAGUGGAGGUGCAGAGAAAAAAGCGCAAAAACAAGCGUUUAUUUGUCCCAUUGAGGUCAAAUGUACAGAGUGUGUCAAAAGAAUCUCUUAUUUAUUUUACAAAAUCUCCGGAUUACUGCAGUCCGGAUCCCAAAACAGGUUCCGUGGGAACCCAGGAAAGGUUCUGUAGCAGCGAGAGUUCCGGUUGGGGCGGAUGUGAUGCAAUGUGUUGUGGGCGGGGCUACAGAAGCUUCACGAAAAAAAUUGUGGAACGAUGUGAAUGCAAAUAUUACUGGUGUUGUUAUGUGAAAUGUAAAACAUGCGAAAAAACGCUCCAUUUAAAUGUCUGUAGGUAGUUUAUACUCAUUGAACUACUGAAAAAGCCAUUUUCAGGACUAAGUGAAAGUUGCAUCUCUCUGCGUAUAGAGACCCUGCAUUUCUAAAGACUUUUCUUUUUGUCCGUGUUGGAAAGAAAGAUGGCAAAAGCAGGUCAUCAAGAUGAUACUGUGGACUGAAGGUCUACAUAGUUUUGCAAUGCUAGUGACAUUGAUAAUACAUGGCCAAUUUAAUGUCAUAACAUUGGCAUUCGAUGCAAGAUUUCCACUACUAGUAAUCAAAACGGAUGGGAAAAAAACUAGUAGCGGCCUGCUCUAGCGCACAGUCUAGCAAGACGAACAAUUAAAUGCUGCCAAUUUUCUGCAAGAUGAAAUCCAUCUUAAAAGUAUAAACAUUUGUAUGUAUGUAUAUAUUUAUAUAUGAUUAUUGAUAUGCAAUUUUCCAUAAUGUACCUAUUGUUGAAAUGAUAUUGUAAAUACGAAAUUAUAUUUAUAUAAAACUGUAUAAAGUUGACACUUGUUAAUAGGUAGUUUUCUCAAGUAGUGGUAUAUUUUAUGAAUAGAAUUAAAGUACUGUGUAGCUAGACUAACAGACGUGUAUUUUAAAUCUGACUG
This is a messenger RNA of Magallana angulata, 2367 nucleotides long. RefSeq names its product protein Wnt-11b-2-like. Gene Ontology annotation, cellular component: extracellular region. Gene Ontology annotation, biological process: neuron differentiation; cell fate commitment; multicellular organism development. Bases 709 to 1773 code for a protein of 354 amino acids. The transcript is spliced from 5 exons. The record is from RefSeq and is a predicted model, not a curated record. NCBI's taxonomy places the organism in Eukaryota, Metazoa, Mollusca, Bivalvia, Ostreida, Ostreidae. Gene Ontology annotation, molecular function: cytokine activity; frizzled binding.